AUGGCGGACGAGCCAGGAGCCGACGAUGAGGCGGGCAGCAUUUCUCCCAAGGAGGACUUUAAUCCUUUAGCUGAUGACCAGUAUGCUGAAUAUUAUCUGCGACAAGUUGUCAAUGGAGCUGGAGAAGUCGAUGAUGAGGGACACUACCAGCACAGUAACUACGUGGACGGCACAGAGGAGGCUCCUUACAGUGAUGACGAGCUGGAUAGUUUGACUCUUGGCCAGGUGUACUCUAUCACUCCGCCAAAUUUGCCCCGUGUUCGCAAAAGAGAGCAUGAGAAAGAACGUCAAACAAUGAAGCUGCGUCACCCAGAUAGGUCGUACAAGGAGUUUCUGAUCAGCAAGCGACAUAAUCAGCCGAAGUCAGUGGCUAAUAUUAUUAAAACUGAAUAUAUGAGUGAUCCUGCACUCUGUAAUCUCACAGAAUUCGACUCUGAUGACAAUCUAGACAAGGAAUCAAUCAGAGAAAAGAGGGAAAAGAGGAGGCGAGAAAGCAGAGAAACAAAGAAGACUUUAUCAAAACUAAGGUUGAAUGAUCGACAAGAAAAGAGGUUGUCGGAAGAUUUUAGUGCAAUAACCAUUAAUGAUUCCAUGGACGGUGCCCAUCUGAAUGGGAUGAAGCUGGAAGGAUCUGGGCGUUUCUCCCUCCUGAAGCCAAAACCUAUAGCUCCACUAACUGCUGAGUGCCGAGCCAGGAGGCAGGUUGGCGAACCUCCAGUUUGUCCCAGAGAUCGGGAGGAAUUUCAUUCGAAAUUUUCCUUACUCAUUAAUUUAGGCACAGAAGCCAAGAAAGACAAAGAGAAGAUGAUGUCUUCAAACAAACGGCAGCUGAGUGUGGAACUAGAACAAUGGAGGGCUAGUUUAAUAGAACAGCUGUGGCUGGAGCUGAGGGCUUACAUCAACGGCAUCUCUCCUGAGGAGCAGCACCAUCUGCUGAAGAUGGAGAGACAGGAGUAUGAGAAGGUUAUAGAUGAAAUCAACAGCUUUUGUUUUACAGAUACUAUAGCAAAUGAAUACCCUAACAGUGCCUUGGGAGGUGAUUCUUACACAAGAAACCCACAUUUAAAGGUAGACGGUACUUCGUUUCGAGAACUGGUGUCUCGUAGUGUCUCAGCUUCAUUCAGUGAUGUGAAUCUAACUGACGAGACUGUCUGUCUGCAAGAGAAGGCCCUGUUUCAGGUGCAGAGUCUCCUGGAGAGGCUUGACCAUUAUGAAAGCUGCUUUAGUACCACUGAGGCAGCCAAACAAAGCAACCCCAAGUUCAAGGAUCCGGAGUUUCAACGUAGGGUUAAGUGUUUAAACUUGUGGCUGAACAUCACCUGUGACUUAUGCCAAAAACUCAAACUUUUCGGUAGAAUUAUUGGCACACAUUCACGGGGUAUAAAAUGGCCGCUGGUUAACUUUGAAUUUCCCAAACCACGAGCUCGUGAAUUCCUGGCCAGUCCUCGUGCCAGUAUACCCAAUGUUAUGGAAACAGAGGCAACCGACUCGGAGAAUGAAGAAGCAAAUGUAGAGGAGGAUGAAGAGGAAGUAGAAGAAGAAGAAGAGGAAAGAAGUGGUGCAGAAACUCAGCUACAGAACAAUAAAACAUAUUUAAGUCCGCACCACAAACAGGUCAAGUUCCAGUGUGGGGAUGACAGCAGUGAUCAAGGGUCCCCUAUAAGUAGUCCAGUUCCACAGGAUUCCUCUCUACCAAUGAACUCCAGCACACCGGUUCAAACCUUUUCUCAGAGCAACAGCUCUGUGACAAAUACAGGGACUUCAGUCCUGAGUUUGUCACGAGCUUCAAGCGAAGUCAGUUUGGACGAUAGUCGGAUAGUGAAAUCUUCAAUUUACAGACACUAUGUGGAAAAGUGUUUACGUAAGAUGGGCUUGCAUAAGCUGAAUUUACGAUUGCGGGAUUUAUUUCAUGGAAGUUUAAAACGAGCAAAAGAAGCAUUGGAGCGACCAAAGGAGUCGACAUAUUCCAAUGUUGGGGAGUCUGGAGAGGAGCAGCUUAUCCGUGAGUGCAAGGAAGUGCUCAAGGGCGCCAGCCUGGUCAAACAGUACUACCACUACAUGGUGGCAGCGGUUAUGUGGGACGAGAUGGAGGCCGAGGACAAGUUUGAGUCAGAUCUCACAGAGUUUGAUGAGGACAUGAAGAGCAUGUUGGACGUUUACUUCAACUACCUCCAGAGCUGGAUUUACAUGCUGCAGUCUCUGCCCGAAGCUUCCCUGGGCAUGAAGAGUGCCCUGGAGGAGGAGUGGACCUUUACAAAGUCUAUUUGUGCCUUUGUUGUUGGAGGAGAGGCAGAGGCAGGGAAGAAGUUCAGCUCCCUGGCCAGCAGUCUGCUCAACUCUAUUGGUGAUUUCCUGGACAACGGUAUCGAUGACAACACUCGCAGUCUCUACGAUGAUGAAUAUGUCAGUGAUUUUGCUGACGGGGAGGAAGGCACAGGCAGUGAGCAGGAUUCUGAGGCUGACAGCGAUAACACUGAGGACAGAAUUCAGUGCAAGAGAAUGGCUAAAAUGAAACAAAAUGUGCAAGGUAUUCUCCGUAACUUCAGAAAUUUAUUCAAUGAAGCUCGGGAGAGAGCAUCCAAGGCUCUUGGCUUUGCAAAGUUACUCAGAAAGGAUUUGGAAAUUGCUGCAGACUUUAAUAUUGCGGUUACCACCAAAGAUCUCUUCACUCGACUUAUGGAGACUCGGCAUGUUCAGGUGAAGGUGCCGUUGAGCUCAGGGUACAUGAUGUUCAUUCCAGAAAAGAUCAUCUCCAACAAGCAGUUGAUCCUGCAGCUGCUGAAUGUCACGUCGGGCCGGGAGGACAUGACAGAAACCACCAACAAGGAGGAGGGUUACCUGCUGAUGUUGAGGUGUGAGAGCGGCAUUGACCACAUCAAAGAGUGUCCUCGCUGGACUGGCUUUGUGGUGCAUGUGGAGCCCACUGCCGAGACAGCCAUUGCCCUGUCUCAUAUAGAGGUAAUGGGGUUUUUGUUUGUGGUGACCCACUCCGGGGCCCUGACCCACCAGAGGAAGUAUUUUGAGAGCAUCAUGGGUAAGACGGUCCAGCUGGUCAAUGAGCAGACAUCCUGUCAUCAGUCAAUAGCCGAGUCCUUGUCUGAGCUCAAGGCCAAUGCUGUAGAGCUGAUGGUGAAGAUCUCACAAGCCAUUCAACAAGUCAAUGAGAAGCUUAACGUCAAUGAAGUCAUUCUGACUGAGGAGAGCAUCCUGAAACUCUACAGGGAGACCAUGCUGAAGAUAUAUGACUUUGGAUUUGAGUAUCAGCGUGAGUUGAUGCGUUUGGUGUCCAGGGACCAGAGGCAGAAGAUGUGUCACAUGACAGUGUCCUUUGCCAAGGAUUGGAUGAACUUUGUCAUCAGCAAAUGUGAGAGAGGUCGAGGAACUAGGCCAAGGUGGGCUACACAAGGGCUGGAGUUUAUCACAAUAGCCUGCGAGCCAAAGAAUGUUGUCUAUCUGACAGAUGAAGAAUUUCAGGAUUUCCAGCAUCGGAUUCUAGACUGCCUCACUCACAUCAUUGGGUCCUCGGAUAAUCGAUACAUUGCUCCAGGUCUGUCAUUGAGCAGGAGCAACUUAGACCUGCCUCGAAGUGGUCAGCCUUUGGUCCAGCGACUGACCUCUUGCCCUGAGAACUCUCGCUUUAUUCGGUCAGUGUCUGCUCGCUCGGUCAACAGUGAUCCCACAGGACAUCAUACCAGUGGCAGUCUCACCUCAACUCCUUCCAGUAUCAACAGUUUCUUCUUUGGAGAUAACAUACUCAGCGAGGCAGACAGAACACGCCCUAGAGGUGAACGCCUGCGUCUGCGCAUUGAAAAACUGGAGUUGGGUCGAGAGCAGAAGUUGAGGGAGUCGCGAAUUAUUGGCAGGGUAACCAAUCACGUGCAAGAGCCAGAUUAUCGCAUCAAUGUUCGUCGGGUCAACUUUAGAUGGCAACGUGGCAUCAAGAUAGGUGAGGGUCAGUUUGGUAAAGUCUAUACUGCAGUCAACAUCAACACAGGAGAACUGAUGGCCAUGAAAGAGAUGAAGUUCCAGCCUAAUGAUCAACAGUCGUUGAAGGAGAUUUGUGAUGAGAUCAAGAACUUUGAGGGCAUCAACCACAAGAACCUGGUCAAGUACUUUGGGGUGGAGGUGCACAAGGAUGAGAUGCUGAUGUUCAUGGAGUACUGUGACAGUGGCUCCAUUGAAGAAGUGGCGCGUAUAGGCCUGCCCGAGUACAUGAUCAGAAGAUACACACAGGAGAUUGUACGUGCCAUAGUUCACUUGCAUGAGAAUAAUAUUGUGCACAGAGACAUCAAAGGUGCCAAUAUUUUCCUGACCUCUCAAGGACAUGUAAAGCUGGGAGAUUUUGGUUGCUCUGUGAAAUUAAAGAACCAGCAGACAAUGCCUGGGGAGAAUGUGAAUCUAGUCGGCACGACAGCAUACAUGGCCCCAGAAGUGAUCACUCAGAGCAAGCAGGAAGGCUACGGUAGGGCUGCAGACAUCUGGUCUCUGGGAUGUGUGGUCAUUGAGAUGGCUACAGGCAAGAGACCAUGGCAUGAGCUGGAACACAACCUGCAGGUGAUGUUCAAAGUUGGUACUGGUCACACACCUCCGAUCCCGGAGAACCUGGGCAAAGAUGGCAAGAGUUUCCUGGCCUGCUGUCUGGUGCACGAGCCGGAGAAGCGCUGGACGGCUGCAGCCCUGCUGGACCACAUGUUUGUCAAGUAUUAUGAUGUUGAAGAGAACGACGAAGACAGUGAUGAAUCUUGA
Molecule: messenger RNA, 4746 nt
Organism: Candidula unifasciata
Lineage: Eukaryota; Metazoa; Mollusca; Gastropoda; Stylommatophora; Geomitridae
Source: the annotation of a GenBank genome assembly